Abrus precatorius (Indian licorice) is the source of this 1586-nucleotide messenger RNA. Its product is annotated as F-box/FBD/LRR-repeat protein At1g13570. Gene Ontology annotation, molecular function: protein binding. Bases 164 to 1480 code for a protein of 438 amino acids. The transcript has 5 exons. The record is from RefSeq and is a predicted model, not a curated record. NCBI's taxonomy places the organism in Eukaryota, Viridiplantae, Streptophyta, Magnoliopsida, Fabales, Fabaceae.
AUAUAUUCCAAAUUGUUACACCCAACUUUGAUUUACUGAUUAGUGCCUCUUCUCAUCGCAAUCCAAUUCUAUGUCUCUGUCCAUCUUCAACCCGAGAUCUGCUCCUUCAAAACGGUGCCGUAUCAGAUCCUAGCAACAAUUUCAAACAAGGUGAGGCAUAAAAAUGAGUGAUGAUGAUAAGGAUCCUGAUUUGAUCAGUGACCUUCCUCAAAGCAUAAUAGAGAGCAUUUUGAUUCAGCUUCCAAUAAGGGAUGCUGUGAGAACUAGCAUUUUGUCAAGUAAAUGGAGGUACAAAUGGGCUUCAAUUACUCAACUUGUGUUUGAUGAUAAAUGUGUGCCCUUUAGUAAUGAUAGAGAUGUUGUUGAGAAGAGUAUUGUCAAGUUCAUUACUAGGGUGUUGUUUCUUCACCAAGGGCCAAUUCAUAGGUUCCAAAUAACGAAUUCCAAGCUUCAGAGUUGCCCUGAAAUUGAUCAGUGGAUUCUUUUCCUUUCGAGGAAUGGGAUCAAAGAGAUGGUUAUGGAAUUGGGAGAAUGCGAGUUUUUUAGAAUACCCUCAAGCCUUUUCAACUGUGGGAAGUUGAUUCGAUUGGAGCUUUCGCGGUGCGACUUGGAUCCGCCGCAUAAUUUUAAAGGAUUUAUGUGCCUCAAGAGCCUCAACCUUCAUCAGGUUUUGAUAUCCCCUGACGCAGUUGAGAGCCUCAUUUCGAGUUGCCCUCUAUUGGAGAGUUUAUCACUGUCAUACUUUGAUAACUUGGCGCUUACUAUCUGUGCCCCCAACCUCAAGCACUUGUAUCUUGAGGGUGAAUUCAAGGAUAUAUGUCUUGAAGAUACUCCACUUUUGAUUGAGAUAUCAAUUACAAUGUAUAUGACUGAUGACAUUGCUGAGCACUUUGAACAAAGCUCAAAUUGCAAUUUUGUCAAGUUUCUUGGUGGUGUGCCUAAUCUUGAGCGGCUCGUUGGGCGUAUCUACUUGACAAAGUAUUUGAGCAUAGGUAUUGACUCGGUGUAUCUUCCAAUAAUGUACAACAAUUUGGAGACUGUUGAAUUAUAUCAAGUAAAUUUCGAGGAUACGAAAGAGAUACUUGUCAUCCUUCGCUUGAUUACAAGCUCUCCCAGUCUGAAGGAACUUCAAAUUUCAGGUUCAUCAAACAUACCAGUUGCCAUAGAUACCCCGGACGUGGAUUUUUGGAAAAAAGAGUGCCGUUCAGAUUCUACACUUUGCAGGCUUAAAAUUGUGAAGUUGUCAGAAAUGGGUGGUUGGCCACAUGAGAUAGAAUUUAUGAAAUUUUUGCUUGUCCGUUCACCUGUGCUUGAGACAAUGAAUAUUAUUCCUUGUGUAUUUGAUAUGGAAAAUAAUUUGAAAAUAUUGCUCGAAUUGGUGAAAUGUCGAAGAGCUUCUACUAGAGCAGAAGUUGUUUUCGCACAUGAGGAAGCUUUUCCUUAUGGUAGUUGCCCGUCUGAACUUGAUAUGCUAUCUUGAAUCAUGGCAUAUUUACAACAAACUCAAUUCUUCUCGACUACUUGCUUGCAGUCUUUGUAGUAACUUCCACGAGAGACUUGAAUAUCAUCUUGUGGUUGUGGGUAUG